AUGGUGGUGAAACAUGUCGUGGACGCCAAGCAGCUCCAGCACCUGUUCAGCCAGACCGAGAACCUGGUGGCGGUCAUGUACUCUGCCGAGUGGUGCAACAACUGCCGCAUGAUCCGCCCGCACUACUACAACCUGGCCGAGCAGAUGCCCAACGUGACCUUCGUGGAGGUAGACGUGGACGACGCCGAGCCGCUGGCCCGCUCGGCCGGCAUCACCUGCAUGCCCACCUUCCACUUCUUUAAGCGCUCCACCAAGAUGGGCGAGUUCUCGGGGACCAAGAGGGAGAAGCUGGAACAUCUACUCGAUGAGCUGCAGUGA
Messenger RNA from Amblyraja radiata (thorny skate), 318 nucleotides. Its product is annotated as thioredoxin-like. NCBI's taxonomy places the organism in Eukaryota, Metazoa, Chordata, Chondrichthyes, Rajiformes, Rajidae. Bases 1 to 318 code for a protein of 105 amino acids. The record is from RefSeq and is a predicted model, not a curated record. The transcript has a single exon.